Perognathus longimembris pacificus (Pacific pocket mouse) is the source of this 2073-nucleotide messenger RNA. RefSeq names its product G protein-coupled receptor 149 (gene Gpr149). The record is from RefSeq and is a predicted model, not a curated record. The transcript has 5 exons. Lineage: Eukaryota; Metazoa; Chordata; Mammalia; Rodentia; Heteromyidae. The coding region runs from base 1 to 2073 and encodes 690 amino acids.
AUGUCUCCGCUCCUGGGCAACGCCACCGCCGACGCCUCCAACCUGUGGCGGGAGCGGCCGAACGCCACCGCCCCGCCCGCGGCGCCGGGCCCGCUCCACGUCUCGGUCUCCUGCCUGACGGGCGCGCUGGCGCUGGCGGCGCUGGCGGGCGGCGCGUUCUCGCUGGCCUCGCUGCUGCCCGUGCCGCGCCGGGGCGGCGCGCUGCGGGCGCUGGUGGCCGCCUGGGCGGUGGACGACCUGGUGGGGGCCCUGGCGGCCGCGCUCUGCCUGCGCCUGCAGUGGCCCCGCGGCGGCCCCGGCCCCCCGCCCCGGCCCCUGUGCGCCGCCGCCGCGCUCCUCCACACCGCCCAGGGCCUCUCGGGCAACUUGAAGGCGGCCCUGCUGGUCGGGUACAACUUUGUCAGCCUGCGCCGGGCGGCGGCGGGGCCGCGCACGGCCUGGGGCUGCCGGGUGGCCGGGCCCGCCGUGCCGCCGCUCUGCGCCCUCUACGCCGCCGCCCUCGCGCUGCUGGCCGGCCUGGCCGGCCCGCUCGCCCUGCGCCUGCUGUGCUCCGAGGAGGAGGAGGCGCCGCCGCCCCGCACCCGCGCCCGGUACCGGGCCAUCGCCGGCCGGGCCUCGGCCCCGGGGUCCCCUCCGCCGGGGUCCCCUCCCCGGUCUCCUCCGCCGCCGCGGGACGCCCCUCGGGCCGGAGCCCGCGCGCGCCCGCACCCCGGGCACGGCCGAAGCUUCGCGCGCAGCGUGGCGCAGAGGCGCUUCGCCCUCAUCCUGGCGCUGACCAAGGCUGUCCUGUGGUUGCCCAUGAUGGUGAACAUGUUGGUCCAGCAUGUGGUGGGAGUUCAGAGCCCUCCUCUGGAGACACUCAGCUUCCUGCUGACACUGCUGGCCACCACCGUGACACCCGUGUUUGUCCUGUCCAAAACCUGGGCACACUUGCCCUGUGGCUGCAUCAUCAACUGCAGACCGAACUCCUACACCGUGGCCUCCGAAGGGAGAACAAGCAAGAGGAAAGGCUUUGAGUUCAACCUGUCAUUCCAACAAAGCUAUGGAAUCUAUAAGCUAGCCCAGGAGGAGGACUACGACGACGAGGGUGUCACCUGCACAUCCCAUCCCAGCCUGAGGGGCUCCCAGGGUGACUCCAGACGCGGGGAGCCUCGGGCGCUCAGCGCGGUGCGCGUGGAGAUCAGCACCAGGCCCGCGGACAGCGCCGCGCCCCAGGCCGGCCUCCCGGGCGCUGGCCCCAGGGCUGCCCAGGAGGACUCCCCAAAGCAGCAGCCCCACCAAGGAAAAGGAGCCCUCUCUGACCAGGCAGGAGGCGGCGGCGUUGGCCACGAGGAAGGAGCUUUGUGUGAUGGCCCAGAAAGAAGACUGUCGCACGAGGAGAACCUGAAGCCAGGCCUCGCAGACUGGGAGUGGUGCCGGAGUCGAUCGGAAAGGACCCCGCGGCAGCGUUUGGGCGGUGGCCUCGCCAUCCCCCUGUGCGCCUUCCAGGGGAUGGUCUCCCUCCAGGCACCUACCGGGAAAACCCUGUCUCUUUCUACCUAUGAGGUCAGCGCCCAAGGGCAGAAGAUAACCCCUGCCUCUAAGAAAAUAGAAGUCUACCGGUCCAAAAGCGUUGGCCACGAACCAAACGCGGAGGAUUCCCCUUCCACGCUGGCGGACACCAGUGUCAAAAUACACCUGGAGGUCCUUGAAAUCUGUGACAAUGAAGAGGCCUUGGACACCGUGUCCAUCAUCAGCAACAUCAGCCAGUCGUCGGCCCAGGUGAGGUCUCCCUCCCUGCGCUACUCCCGGAAAGAAAACAGGUUCGUGUCCUGCGAUCUGGGGGAGACGGCCUCCUACUCUCUCUUCUUACCCACGAGUAACCCAGACGGGGAUAUCAGCAUCUCCAUCCCGGACACGGUGGAAGCGCACAGGCAGAACAGUAAGCGGCAGCACCAGGAGAGGGACGGCUACCAGGAGGAGAUCCAGCUGCUGAAUAAAGCCUACCGGAGGAGAGAGGAAGAGAGCGCGGGCCGGGAGGGAGCCAGAGAGGCCCCGCCACCUCGAGCUGGGGAGGGGGCACCCCGGUGCUGA